This is a messenger RNA of Odocoileus virginianus texanus, 5007 nucleotides long. Lineage: Eukaryota; Metazoa; Chordata; Mammalia; Artiodactyla; Cervidae. The record is from RefSeq and is a predicted model, not a curated record.
GCCGUCCCCGCCCGGCGCCGCCGCGGGACGGGUAACGGUUACGAAGCACUUUCUCCGCCGCGAUUUCUGCUUAGUCAUUGUCUUCCUGGAAACGGCUCCUCAGUUGGGAGUCCACUCUCCCGCGGCGGCCGCUGUAGCAGAGAGCCGCAGCCAUCAGCGCGUCUUUCCUGGCCGCAGCUCCGCCGCCGCCCGGUCGUCCUUGGGCCCGAGCGCAGGCCGGGGUCUCGCCGCGCGGGGCGAGCAGCCUCGCGCUUUGCUCUCCGGCCUCGGGCACCGCGUCCUACGGGCGGCCUCCUUCCCCGCCUGCGGCCCCGUCGCCGCCGGGCCCGCUCCGUCGGCUGCUGUCAUGGGCACCGACAGCCGCGCGGCCGGAGCGCUCCUGGCGCGGGCCAGCACCCUGCACCUGCAGACGGGGAACCUGCUGAACUGGGGCCGCCUGCGGAAGAAGUGCCCGUCCACGCACAGCGAGGAGCUUCGAGAUUGUAUUCAAAAGACCUUAAAUGAAUGGAGUUCCCAAAUCAACCCAGAUUUGGUCAGGGAGUUUCCAGAUGUCUUGGAAUGUACUGUAUCUCAUGCAGUAGAAAAGAUAAAUCCUGAUGAAAGAGAAGAAAUGAAAGUUUCUGCAAAACUGUUCAUUGUGGGAUCAAACUCUUCAUCAUCAACUAGAAAUGCAGUCGACAUGGCCUGUUCAGUCCUUGGCGUUGCACAGCUGGAUUCUGUGAUCAUUGCUUCACCUCCUAUUGAAGAUGGAGUUAAUCUUUCCUUGGAGCAUCUGCAGCCUUACUGGGAAGAAUUACAAAACUUAGUUCAGAGCAAAAAGAUUGUUGCUAUUGGUACCUCUGAUCUGGACAAAACCCAGUUGGAGCAGCUGUAUCAGUGGGCACAGGUAAAACCAAAUAGUAACCAAGUUAAUCUUGCCUCCUGCUGUGUGAUGCCACCUGAUUUGACUGCAUUUGCCAAACAGUUUGACAUACAGCUAUUGACUCAUAAUGAUCCAAAAGAACUGCUUUCUGAAGCAAGUUUCCAAGAAGCACUUCAGGAGAGCAUCCCUGACAUUCAAGCACAUGAGUGGGUGCCUCUGUGGCUACUGCGGUACUCGGUCAUUGUUAAAAGUAGAGGAAUUAUCAAAUCAAAAGGCUACAUCUUACAAGCUAAAAGAAAGGGUUCCUAACUGCAGCUUAGGGUCAUAACCUACUGACCUGUAUUUUCCUUGAAUAUAAGAUGAAAUUGAGAUGUGUAAAAAUCUAAUUACUGCCUGUAAGUGUAUCAUGGAGGCAGAUAUUCUUUAGUUACAUUUGACAAUAUAUUAUCUGUCAAGUUUGAAUAUUUCUCUUGCUUCCAUAUCAGUUCACUCACAUGAACCACUGUAUUGUUUUCAUUAAACUAUUGUUUUCUAAUUGAAAUCGUCUAUAAAGAAUAUACUUGCAAUAUAUUUUUCCUUUAUUUUUAUGACAUUAGCAAUCAAGAAAAUUUGUCAUUAGAUAUAUUUUGGCCUAGGCAUCAGGGUAAUGUAUAUACAUAUUUUUUAUUUCUAAAAAAUUCAUUAAUUGCUUCUUACUCUAUAGUAUAACUAAGCAAUUUAAUUACAAUUGUUACAACUGAAAUACUGGAAGAUAUUUUUCCUGUCAUUGAUAAGAUGAUUAUAUCUCAGACUAACUGGAGUAGCUGGGAUCUACUAAUAGUGUAAAUAAAAGUCCUUUCCUCACUACAUGAAUGGAAACUUAAAUUGUUUUUAUGUGUCCUUGCUUGUAGUUUACCUGCAAUGAUUUAACCUUGUAUUCUGUGCCAUAAUUGCUCUUGCUUUUAUUACGAGGACAAACCAAAGUAAAUAUGUAAAGGAGACUAGGAGCUUUGAUCUUAUUGUUUGGGGGCUUUAUAAAAGCAGCUAUUGUCACAUCCAGAUUCUUUUUAAUUCUCAUUCUGUUGUUAGUAUCUUUCUACUCAUUCAGGAAUAUUCAGUAAGUAUUGAGCGAUUACCGUGUGCUGGGCACUGUGGGCUCUGGAAGGAGAGAGCACAGGGAUGAAGAAUCAAUUAAGUAAAAUACGCAAUACUCAUUCCCUUCUAGUAACCGACUACGAGGGACUAAGAGCCAGAAAAGAGGUGAAAAAAAUCUUUAGUUCAGGGUCAGUGUUGUCUGUUUAGAUAACUUUGUUUGAGAUACAGUCUUAACUAUUUAAAAACAGGACAGUAUAAUCAAAACUUUAAAGCUAAAAGAGACUGUGUAUCAUUCAAUAUGAUUCCUCAUUAGAUUAAGAACCAGAAAAUAGCAAAUAAGUAAGUUGUGACCUUUGGUAUAUACUAUUGGUCUCUGUAACUAUAAAUUUGUAUCUGUGACCCAAAUAGUUUGAAAAAUUUUUUUUAAAUCUCUUGUAUCUCAAUUAAUACUUUUAAACCAUGUAUUUUAACAUAUGGUUUGUAAAACUAAGCUAAUGAUAAUAUAUAUAUUUAUACAUACACAUAUAUACAUACGCACACAUACAUAUACAUAUACACACAUGUAUGUAACUCAUAUAAAACUAAUUUGCCCAAGUUUUUUCAGCUUAGGGAAAAGAGCUAUGAUUCCAUAUUCAAAAUAAACACAUUAAAAAUCAAUAUUAUAUAAACAAACAAGACUCUUCUCCUAUCAUAAGUAAGGUUUUGUGGUUUACUAGUUGGAUAAUUUGAUUAGAAUUGUAAUGUGAAAUCAGCUGGUUUACCUGCUAAAACUUGUUUAGACUUUCAGCUUCCUAAAGCCUUCUGUAGCCUUUAUAUUAAUUGUAUGUAAUGUUAUUAAGUAUACAUAGUUAACUUUUUAGUUUGGAAAAGUACAUUUUUUCGUGUAACAUAAGUCUUAAACAAAUGCUCAUUUUAAUUUAAGCCUAUAGAGUGAAUUGGCCAAGAUAUUUAAGAGGGUACUUAAAUAUCACAUUUAUUAUUUUUUAAAACCCUAGGCUUACAAAAGCAGAUUUUUAAAUAAAAGCAGGUUAUUUUGAAAAUAGGAAAAAAACAUAUAUUGCCAAUAUAUCCAGACUUCAGGGGGACCUUUUUGUGUGUUUUUUCACCAACUCUUGACAAGGACCCAAGAUUAUAGAUUCAUUUUAUGAAGGGGAUCAUGUAUGGCUUUUUUUAAAUGUGUUUUUUGUUUUGCUUCUAUAUCUUUAAUUUCUGUUCUUGAAUAACCUUUCUUUAAAAAACUGAUUUUUUAAGGCUUCAUCUUUUCUAAGCUGAUAUUCACUUCUUUAUUUGGUGAACUAUCAGAAUAUAGUGAAUGCUUUUCAAAUAUUGAAGGAUUUAAUGUUUAAAAAGCCAUAAAAUAAAGAGUGAUGAUACUACCAAAUAACUGCUUAAAACUGAAAGCUAAGUGAGCAAUAGUGUAUAUAACAGAUUUGUUUUUCUGGUGAGAUGUGUAUCCAGUGACCCAAGGUAUAAAGAAUUUUAUAACUUUUUUUCCAGUAAACAUGACAAGAAGCUGCAGCUUAUUAUUAUGUGUCCAAAAUACACUGGAGCCUUAUUUUAACACAAUGUACUGUAACUUGUAAUUUGUUCUGUAAUGAGUCUGUUUUGAAUUCUCAUCUAAGAAACUGUAGUCAAAAAAAAGGACCCAGGUGUCUUAUAAAAUGUGUUUUCAUGUAGUGUGAAUUCUGAAGACCACAUUGUGCCAGUAUGAUAAUAGAGUAUCCAACAACCAGUGCUAGAAAUUGAAUCACGAAUAAUAGCUAAUAAUUUUUCCAUUCACAGGAACAUUUAGACAGCUGUGUGAAAUGGAAAGUGAAGUUAUUCUGUUUUGAAUGAAUGAUACAGACUUUUCCCUACCAGAGCCUAGUAGUAACUGAAAUAGGAUCUUGAUUUUCAGUGAUAAAGGUCUAAGGCUCAUUUAAUUGUGUCUUUUUUUAGAACCUAAGAAGUUCAAGUUUAGAACUUCUUAAGUUUAACUUAAGAAAGUUUAGAAGUCUUUCUAACUUUUCCACCCAGUUUCAAUAUUUAGGAAUGUAAGCAGUUGAUAUAUAUAUAUAUAUUGUGUGUAUGUAUAUAUAUAUAUAUAUAUAUAUACACAUACACACAAUAUGUGAGUUUUAUUUUUUAAAAAUAUGUACUAUAACUUUUAUUAAUUUUUUUAUAGUUUUCAGAAUGAGAAAUAUACUUAGGAGGGGGAAAUGUUUUAAUAGAUAAUUCUACUUUUAUGUGUCUUUAGUAGUAUACUAUAAAGGCAAAAUAUAAAGCAUCAUUAAAUAUUUAUAAUAGUUUUUAAUUUUAACUAUAUUAUGAACUUAAAGUAUGAGUUGUAUAUUUUUUAAUUGAGUUGUUGCAAUAAUUGUAAGCAUCUUGAAACAUUGACUUUGAACUGUUUAAAUUCAAACUGAGUAUGAUUUAAAAAUAAAUUAUGAUAAAAAUUUAAACAUCCAAGCCAUAAAGUUAUUCAUCCAUUCAUUCAAUAAAGAUGUAUUGAAUGCCUGCUGUGUGCCAGGCACUGUGCCAGGUGUUGGCAGAAAGACACAGAGAUGAAAACAGCCCUGUCUUCAGAGAGUAGAUAAGUGUAUUUGAGGGGCGAGAGAGAUCUCAAUGUGAACAAGAGCAAUAAAGGGCUGCACGUGUUGUUAAUGAUAAAAGCUGUGAAAGGGGAGUAGGGUCAUAUGGAAGGACUGCCGGGAAGCAGAGUGAGGACACGUAAGAAAAGUUCCCUGAAGAAACUAGCCUUAGAGUUAGGAUCAUAGAGUGGGAUGAGGGGUGUGCCUGGUUUGUAUUCAAUAAAUACACUUAUACUGAAUGAUGAAACAGUUUAUAUAUAAACUUAGAUUCAGUGAAAACACUUUCUUCAAGAGCUUAUUCUUAUCAGAUAGAAAGGAAUGGCUUCUAGUGAGACAAGAGUAGGUAAGGUUUGAAAAGUCACAUUUUACAUAAGACAGAAACUUGCCUCAGUCCCCUAGACAUGCUAGGGUAUGUCUUAUGUAGUUUCACUACCAGAAACAUCAGACAAAACCUUGAUAUGUAUCUCUCAGCAAUGAAUAAAUGUAUAAAAUGUUCUACAA